Molecule: messenger RNA, 2004 nt
Organism: Aspergillus steynii IBT 23096
Lineage: Eukaryota; Fungi; Ascomycota; Eurotiomycetes; Eurotiales; Aspergillaceae
Product: Zn(II)2Cys6 transcription factor
Exons: 5
Coding region: 1-2004 (667 amino acids)
Biological process (GO): positive regulation of transcription from RNA polymerase II promoter by galactose; DNA-templated transcription
Cellular component (GO): nucleus
Molecular function (GO): DNA-binding transcription factor activity, RNA polymerase II-specific; zinc ion binding; RNA polymerase II cis-regulatory region sequence-specific DNA binding
Source: RefSeq, a predicted model, not a curated record
AUGAUGUUCUCAUUCCACACCGGUCACUCUUCUCCACACGACCGGUCUAGACAGCCAAGACCAAAAAGGGCGAAGAUCGGAAUCGCCUGUAAUGUAUGCAAGGCCAGGAAAACGAAAUGCGAUGGUGCCAAGCCCAUCUGUGGACCCUGUUCAAGACGGAAACGAACAUCGCAUACUGCUAGUUGCAUCUACCGCGAGACUGACAGCGGUGAGCAGUCAGAAUACACAAGUGGGCGUCUAGCAAAUGAUCCCCAACAAGCCGACGAUGAUGACAGGGCGAGCUCCUACAGUGCAUUCGUUCCAACUGGCAGUCUAUUUGGCGCAUCCAGUGGUGCGCAGUUCCUCCAGAAUGUUGGAAAUGACUCCGGCCUACCAAGCACCCCUAUAAACGAAACACAAAACCGAAGUCAGGUCCUGCCGAAAGCGCUCAAACGCCUGCCGAAGCUGCAGAAACCGAACUCUCGAACAGAUCCAUCGGACCUGCAGUUUGCGAUACCUCCAAGGAAGCAGGCCGAUAACAUGCUGUCGCUCUAUUGGGACUAUGUCGACAGCGCUUACCCCUGGUUGGACAGGCCUUCGAUCGAAAGCGCAUAUGAGACUCUGUGGGUCAAGGAUGGUGAACUGAACAUGAAUGAGAAGGUCCUGCAUUGCCUUCUGAAUCUCAUGUUCGCCACAUCUUGUGUUGCCUCCCAAGGCGAGCCUCCUCUUGCCCGCUAUCAAUCCUCAGUUAUCUUCUUUGACAGGGCGCAGUCAUUGAUGUCCUACGAACUGAUGGAUCUUUACAACUUUGAAAUCAUCCAGAUCCUCCUGCUGACAGCAGUAUACGUUCAACAUGAGAAAGAGCCCCAGAAGUGCUUCCGGAUUAUUGGAACAGCGAUUCACAUUGCCCAGGAGCUGGGGCUACAUAUCCCUGAAACAACCGAGGCAAUGGACAACCCCAAGGAGCGGGAUCUUGCGCGUCAGGUCUGGAAUGGAUGUGUGAUUAUGGAUAGGAUUUGUGCCAUGACGUUUGGCUGCGCCCUCAAAGUCCCUCGAUCUAUCGCAGAACGAGGACUGAACUCUCUGGUGCUCAGUUCCGUGGAUUCCUCGAGCGAAACUGUGAGCACAAGUCUACCCUCAAAGGUCAAUUUCUACAUAUCAUUCUGCCGAUUACAUCAUAUCAUUGCAGAAGUCCUGGAGACCUUUUAUAUUUUCGAGGACAGCAAAACCGAACACCAGUCUGGAAGAAACUCCAACGAUCGAGAGAAAGCCUCCUCGGUCUUUGACAAAUUUGCCAGCCUGUUUCGCAUCGAUUCGGCACUGAACGACUGGGUCCGUAGUCUGCACUCGUUUUUCCAAAUGCCGUCGGAGCUUCAAGACCCUACGCCAACUAAACAUAUCACUCGCGAAGCAAAUAUCCUGCGCGCCCGGCUCUUGCUUCUACAAAUCCACCAGCAAACGACCGAUAGUGCCCCAGGAAACGGUCUAUACGCUGAUGACGACCAGAUCAUGCCUCACGUAGUUUACCAGUGUCAAGUAAAUUGCACAAAAGCGGCUGCCGACAUGAUUGAAUUUAUUGUCCGGAACUCCCCGCAGCAGAAACAGGCGUACAUCUUACCAUCCAACUGGUACACUGUCUCAUCCCAAUCAUCUCCACAGAUAGUGGAGUACUUCUCUGCGUCUCGUCUGCAGGGCAUCCUGGAACAGGCCCGUGGGAUUCUUAAAGAUUACGACAAACAUGCCACGCUAGCUUCAAGAUGCAGCUCCGUUCUCAAACUAAUCGAACAGAACAUUGGCAGGCGCGAGUCGGUAGCAGACCUUGUUUCCUCUGAAACAUCGCAAGUCGUCAGAGGACAUGAGAACACAUCUGUGCGCGACUUUGUCCCGGGAGCCCAUGAGCCUCAAACUACCAUGGCGGAUGAUUUGGCGAUAGUGGACAACUAUACCUUCGAUUGGAACGAGUGGCCUAUGUUCUUUGCCCAGCUAGACGGCGAUACUACGCCUGCCGACGGUUGGGGGAUAUAA